GUUAUGUCAGAGGCGAGUCUCUCAGGGUCCUCCAAAGUCAUCAGGCGGAACUACCAGUGUCCGGAGUGCCCAAAGUCUUUCAGUGCUCCGUCUAAACUGAGACGCCACUGUCUGGGCCACACUGGCCAGAGGCCCUUCCUCUGUGGGGAGUGUGGGCGGGGCUUCAGGCAGCGUGCUCACCUGAACACCCACAGACAGACUCACAGAAGAGUACAGAGGGUUCAAGGUUCUUUGUGUGGACCAAGGGCUGGUUACUUGUCACAGGCUGAAACUCAGAACAGUUGCCAUAGUGACCCUGGACCUUCAGACAAUAACCCCACUGCUGCUGCCUCUGCAUGGCCUCCAAGACCCCGGGACUCUGACUGGCUGCCCAGUGUGGACAGCUCUGUGAAUGUGCUCCUUAGUGAAUGGCAGAGUAGGGAUGAUGCCUCAAUUCAUCAGUCUGUGAAUGAGUGCAGAACAGAGCAGGGCCAGCCUCCCAAAGUGACCAUCCUGCAGAACAACACCAGGGGCUACCAGUGCAGUGUCUGCUUCAAACUAUUCCCAUUUGCUUCCAAACUGUGGCGGCACUCUCUGACCCACGCAGAACCUAGGCCCAUUCAGUGCCACUCUGGUGGCCUGGUCUUCCGUCAGGUAGCCCAGCUGAAAAGGCACCCCUGCUGGAACCAGAGUAGGAAGUUGGAUGGAUAUCGAUGCACUAAAGGAGCAGGAGAUGCACAAAACCAGACAGUAGAACUUGCAGAGUUUGGCCAGGAAAUAUCAUGCAAUCAAAACCCAGGUCAGAGAGGGAGCAGUUCACAGCUGGGUAAGAGGAACACUCUGGAUGUGCUGCUCAAUGUCAGUGUUAAACCUGAGCAUUGUGGUGACCCCAGAGCCGUGGAGAAGAAGUCAACCCAACAGAGGAAGCCCUAUCAGUGUGGCAUCUGUUCCAAACAUUUUUCUGCCCCCUCCAAACUUCAGAGGCACAUCUUAAUUCACACAGGACAAAGGCCCUUCGAAUGCCACGUGUGUGGAAAGAGAUUACGCCAGCUAGCGCAUAUGAAACCCCAUCUCAGAACCCAUUUUUCUCCCAGGCACGUCCCCUGUAGAAAGACCAGGGUGGACAGUGACUCACUGUCCUCUGGCCAGGUCAAAUGUGAUGGUGUAAAUUCAGUGACAGAAUUAAGGCUGGACGCCCCCCUUCUGAGAGACACCCCAGAGAAGCUGCAUCCCAAGGGCAGUGCGGAGAGCAAGCCAUCCAUCUAA
Megalops cyprinoides (Indo-Pacific tarpon) is the source of this 1245-nucleotide messenger RNA. Its product is annotated as zinc finger protein 770-like. Gene Ontology annotation, molecular function: DNA-binding transcription factor activity; RNA polymerase II cis-regulatory region sequence-specific DNA binding. Lineage: Eukaryota; Metazoa; Chordata; Actinopteri; Elopiformes; Megalopidae. The record is from RefSeq and is a predicted model, not a curated record. The transcript is spliced from 2 exons. Gene Ontology annotation, biological process: regulation of transcription by RNA polymerase II. The coding region runs from base 4 to 1245 and encodes 413 amino acids.